Messenger RNA from Diceros bicornis minor, 2246 nucleotides. It is a transcript of the gene TSPAN33, whose product is annotated as tetraspanin 33. The record is from RefSeq and is a predicted model, not a curated record. The transcript is spliced from 8 exons. The coding region runs from base 186 to 1037 and encodes 283 amino acids. Gene Ontology annotation, cellular component: membrane. Lineage: Eukaryota; Metazoa; Chordata; Mammalia; Perissodactyla; Rhinocerotidae.
GUGGCGGCGCCGUUUCCCUGCCCGCGCUUCUCCCGGACGCGCGGCUGGGGCGCCUCCCGCUGCGGCGCAGCUCGCCCGCUGCUCGGGCUACGGCGGUGGCGCGGCUCAUGCCCCCGGGCGCGGAGCGCGCAGGUGGGCCGGCAGCCGCGGGGAGAUAGGCCCCCAGGGGCGGUGGCGGCGGGACCAUGGCCCGGAGACCCCCGGCGCCGGCCGCCUACGGGGAGGAGUUCUCCUUCGUCAGCCCGCUGGUGAAAUACCUGCUCUUCUUCUUCAACAUGCUCUUCUGGGUGAUUUCCAUGGCGAUGGUGGCCGUGGGAGUCUAUGCUCGGCUGAUGAAGCACGCAGAAGCAGCCUUGGCCUCCUUGGCAGUGGACCCUGCCAUCCUGCUGAUCGUGGUGGGCAUCCUCAUGUUCCUGCUCACCUUCUGCGGCUGUAUUGGAUCCCUCCGAGAGAACAUCUGCCUCCUGCAGACGUUCUCGCUCUGCCUCACCAUUGUGUUCCUGCUGCAGCUGGCUGCUGGGAUCCUGGGCUUCAUCUUCUCAGAUAAGGCACGGGGGAAAGUGAGUGAGAUCUUCAAUAAUGCCAUUGUGCACUACCGAGAUGACUUGGACCUGCAGAACCUCAUUGAUUUUGGCCAGAAGAAGUUCAGCUGCUGUGGAGGGAUUUCCUACAAGGACUGGUCCCUGAACAUGUACUUCAACUGUUCAGAAGACAACCCCAGCCGUGAGCGCUGCUCUGUGCCUUACUCCUGUUGCUUGCCUACCCCCAACCAGGCAGUGAUCAAUACCAUGUGUGGCCAAGGUAUGCAGGCCCUUGACUACUUGGAAGCUAGUAAAGUCAUCUACACCAAUGGCUGUAUUGACAAAUUGGUCAACUGGAUACACAGCAACCUCUUCUUAGUUGGUGGUGUGGCACUGGGCCUGGCCAUCCCCCAGCUGGUGGGAAUCCUCCUGUCCCAGAUCCUAGUGAAUCAGAUCCGCGAUCAGAUCAAGCUACAGCUCUACAACCAGCAGCACCAGGCUGACCCAUGGUACUGAGAAUUCAUCCUGCACCUCCUCGCUAUGGCGACAGGCGAGCCUCAUCAACCAACAGCAAUGGGUAUAGCUCUCAGCACCAAAUGGAGAUUUGGAUUCCAGCCCCCCAGAGACCGCCCAGUGGGCAGAAGGCAGGUUGCACAGGUGGCUCAACUCGCAGAAGGAUGCACCUCCUCUCCCCAUCCUAGCCCUCAGCAUUGUUAGAGAGUUCUUUUGUAUUGUUUCUAACCUUACUCAGUUGGGUUUAUGUUUUUUUUAAGUUUUGUCUGAGAAGAGAUGUUUGGGAAACAGCCGUUGCACAGAGUCCCGGGGGUACUAGGUGCUGCUUUUCACCGAGGCACUACAACCGACACCUCUACUAGGGCUGCUACUGAGCUUGAUGGACAUCGGAUUCUGGCUGUUGCCAGCAAGACCUGGCUGGAGUCCACUUGGCAUAAUACCAGCUCCAGAAGGGAAGGGAGUGGAGCAGACAGUGAGCUUGGGGGUCGGCUGGGGACAGCUGUUAUGUGUUGGGUAGGAGUGGACGGCGUUAUGUUUACUAAAUGUCUGCCCUGCCAUCUUCCCAGGUAGUCAGAGUGAGCUGCAUCCUGCCUCUCCCUCAUUUCCAUGGAAACAUGGCAGCAAGGGCAAGAGGUACGAGAGCAGCCAAAUUCAUCCCUCCCCACCUCCUUUGAAAAAUGUUUGGAACCAUGGUCUCUAUAUUCUGCAGCCAGCAGAGGUGGGACUGAGCCAUACAUGCCCUUGAAUUCCUCCCGUCUGGCCCUCCCUCUCCAGCAAGUGGGGCUUCUUUAACCUUGGCAGUGUGCAGAGGAGGUGAGGUAACACACCCCUAUUCCUCUGUACCAGAGCUCAGUAUUUCUACAGUGUAAGAAGCAGGGAUCUUGCUGGGGCUGGAGAGCCAGAAAUGGCAGUUAAGAGUUUGUUCACCUGGGUUAAGCUGGACUCCAUAAAUUUUCCAUUCUGGCAACUAGAAAGGGAGGGGUAGAAGGGCCUAGCUGAUGGGCCCUCCCUCCAGAAGAGGACUGUAGACUCCCCUAAGCCGCUGUACCUCUGGGCCUCACCACUCGCCCAAUCUCCCUCAACCAGAUGCACUACCCUCUUCCCACAACCCCGCCCUCUCCGGGCUAAAUUAGGUCGAAAGAUUCCCAAUUCUGAUGUAGGAACGCGUAAUUUUAUCCCCAAACCCGACUUUAAUUUUCUUCUGAACUAAAG